This is a messenger RNA of Pocillopora meandrina, 3444 nucleotides long. The record is from the annotation of a GenBank genome assembly. NCBI's taxonomy places the organism in Eukaryota, Metazoa, Cnidaria, Anthozoa, Scleractinia, Pocilloporidae.
AUGAGAUCACUAAAAUUUCUUGUAGUUUUACUGUGCGAUUUAUUUCUAGUCACCAAGAUCGUUUAUGGGAAUCCUAAAAUGAAAGCUGUUCUAUUUACACCCGGUGGCGCAGAGAACCUACAUAUCGGCACAGCUCCAAAGCCAACAGCCGAAGAGACACGAGUGUUGAUUCGCGUGGAAUACACGGCAUUGAAUCGGGCAGAUACUCUCCAAAGGCGAGGACUCUACCCUCCCCCUGCUGGGGAAUCGGACAUUCUUGGACUUGAGGUGUCUGGUGUGAUAGAGGAGGUGGGAGAAGAAUGUGUUAGGAAAUGGAAGUAAGUUGUUAUUUUAAGCUUUGUACCGUCCUGUAUCGUCACACACUCUUCACAGGCGCUGAUCGAAUACUGCUUUAGGACCGUAAGGGUAGAUGUAGGAUGGAUUACUGAAGUAGAAUAACAGUUGCAGUGCAAUUGUUUGGAAUGUUUAUUUUAGCUACUUAUUCCAGAUGGAUCUUUCUGUGCCAAUCACAAAACCCACCUUCCCCCCCCCCUCACACCCCUUCUAUCCGAGCCUCUCUGCAUAAUGAAAUGCUGGUAAAACGUAGCUGAAUUUUUUUUGUUUUGUUUUUACUUUUACAGGAAAGGCGACAAAGUUAUGUCUUUAUUGGGAGGUCAGUACGUUAUUUCAUAAAGUCUUGCAGUUCUUUCUUUACCUUGAAAGCACCAGUGCCACAAGCAGCUAAGAGAAGAUUGGGGCAAUGACCUCUGUUCUCAUUGUUGGAAGGGAAGCGGUUCUCAACAAGCUUUGUUCUUUAGCCAAAAAAUUAUGCUAUGUAGAUACAGGGGUAUAGCAAGGAUAUUUUAAGGAUGGGAAGGUGUGUAGGUUAUUAAUUUAAUUGUGCCUUACAUAUAGGGGACUGACACAUGCUCUACUUCUUUAUAUAUAUGAUCUUGUAUCAUAAUGUAUGAAGGACAGGCACUAGAGAACAUUCAUGCCAUGUACCAUGCAGAUUCUUUAUAUUCGCAGUUUUUCGCAAACGAUAGUAUGAGAUUUGUGUUAAUCUAAUCACUUAAUGAAAAUUAUCUCUCAAAGGUAAGGGAUGGGUGAGUGAUGAGCACCUCAGGACUUCCCCCCCCCUUAGCCAUGUCCCCUGUAAUAACUGGCUUUUAUGGGCAUUUUAAUAUUCUAUAAUUGACUAAUUUGCUGUUUUCUGAUAAGGAGGAGGGUAUGCAGAAUAUGUUGCUGUUGAAGAGGUCCUUGUCAUGCCUGCACCUGAUUCUCUUGAACUUUCUGAAGCUGCAGCCAUUCCUGAAGCAUGGCUAACAGCAUAUCAACUUCUGCACUUUCUUGGGAGGGUUAGAAGUGGUGAUGUGGUGCUUAUCCAUGCUGGUGGCAGUGGUGUUGGAACAGCACUGGUACAACUGUCAUUAGUGGCUGGAGCACAGCCAUAUGUGACUGCAGGCUCAGAGGAAAAGAUCAAAAUGGCAGAGUCACUUGGAGCCAAGGGAGGCUUCAAUUAUAAGACAGGAGAUUUUUCCAACUGGAUAGAAAGUGUGACUAGAGGUGUUGUAUUAUUCAAAGAUAGUUCAUGAAUUCUUGAUGUUGUUUUGAUGACAAUGAAAAGCUUACAUGUCUGUUUUUGAAAACAAGUUGGUAGUAGACAUCUCCCUCUGUCUUCCUUUUCCUAACUUAAAACUUCCUUCUCUGGCAUCAACUGAGCCUUCACCUCCAAAGACCUGAUUUAAUAUUUCCCUAUAGACUGCUUCUAUAAUAAAAUUUUAAAUUUUAAAGGGAAAUUAGAAGGUUUGUCAAGAUAACACCUAAUCUCCUACCCGGACCCUACCGGUUAGCUGUAACUGAAAUACAUGGCUGUGGAAGGUCUGGGUACAAGAUCUAGAUUAGAUAACACAUUAGAAAUGAUCGAUUUGUCUCUUCUCAUCACUUGUUCACUAGACAGUGUAAUGAAACUGCAAGGUAAAGGUUGCAAUGGCAAGCUGUAAUUCUUAAUCUACAACAGUAUGUCUUGUGUCAAAGACAGCUCUUUCUGGCCCCCUUCCCUGCCCCUCCACCUCUCCUCCUUGAUAAUGUAAGAAAAUUCUACCAAAUGUUUCCUACAGCUUUCUGCCAAAGAAAAUACUGAGAUUAUAAACUGGAUACCAUAAUGAUACACUAAUAGAACUGUUAGCUGUACUAUCUACAAUGGUGCGAGGCCUUUGCACUCUGGCAACAUGCUACUUGUGUUAAGAUUUUUAGGAAUUUUUGCUAUUUCCUCAGGAAAAGGGGCAGAUGUAAUCCUUGACUGUGUUGGUAGUUCCUUCUGGGAGCAAAACAUUAGGAGCCUCGCUCUUGAUGGUCGUUGGGUACUGUAUGGUUUGUUAGGAGGAGGAAAUGUGAGUGGGAACUUACUUAGAGAUUUGUUAAAAAAGAGAGGAUCACUCAUAGCCACAACACUGAGAAGUAGAUCUCUUGAGGUAAGUUUAUUCAUCUUGAAGAGUGGUGUCCUAUAGGAAAUCAGAAAAGGAAAGUCUUUAAUUGCAGUGCAGUUUCCAUAUUGGUGAAAUGCAGCAAUCCUCUGCACUCCCUCAACAACCCUGUGACAAGGUCAAGAAAGACCUUGGAAAUGAGAUUCAGCCAAUCCCCUCCCUCCUCAUUUUUUUCAUGUCAAAGGACCCCCAGGACAUUUUGAAUUUCCUCUAUUUAACUAAAUUUUAAAUUUAUUCCUCAGUACAAGGCAGAAUUGGUGCAGGCAUUUACAGAAACCAUUGUUCCACUAUUUGCCACUGGUAAACUGAAGACCAUUGUGGACUCAGUGUUUACAAUGGAUCAGAUACAACUUGCUCAUAAGAAGAUGGAGUCCAACCAAAACAUUGGAAAAAUAGUUAUCAAGAUAGCUACACCUCAAGUAGAUGAAAACGUCACAAAAAAUAAAUCUGAACUCUGAUCUACAUUUGGCUCUCUAGGCCAGGUGUAGGUUAGCUUCUCAACCACUCACCCCUGGCAGGGGUAAAUGGUUGAGAAGCUAACAUGGUCGUUGAAGGGGUUUUUUGGCCCUCAUUAUGUACAGUUCUAGGGCAUAACAAUUAACUUACUGACCAAUACAAACUAUCCAUUAAUUUAUUCGAUCAUGAUAUUUAUCUGCAUAAUGAAAGACUGUGCUCGGCCAGGAAGCUUCCUACAAUCCUACAGCACCUUUGCUUUCAUAGUCUAUUUUUGCAUGAUUUUCAAGCCUGUAAUGUACUAUAUCUCGGGAGGAAAGGCUAUUGGCGUCGCAAAAGCAAAUGCCGAAGAACGAAGAACGUAGGUUCAGUUUUUUGACUGAUUCACUGAAAGGACAGCAAAGAACAGUAAUUUGGUCAAGCGACCAAAAAACGGUCACGAAUGAUGCAGCGAUGCACGAGUAUCUCAUUCUACGAAUAGAUCGGUUUGAGUGUCCAUUUUAGAGUAAGUUAGUGUAUAUUUUCC